UCCUAAAGAGAGUACAUUCGAGCAAAAACAGGCCACAAGUAAUGACGAAGAAGUCAAAGCAGGCGAGGAGAACCCCUUUGGACUUGACUCACAAGAGAUGCAAGAUCCUAUAGCACAUAAACAGUCAGUUUCAAAGUUCUUUGAUGGUCAAGAAGAGAGAAAUAUGAUCAAGAUCAAACAGGACUUGAUGAAAGGACUUAAAAAGACACAAGGAAGGAAGAUCUCUAAAUCCAAACUCCCUCUUAAUAAGAGAAAAGUCAAAGGAAUGAAUCCAAAUGAUAUUAAAGGCAAGAUUUUGAACUUAUUGUAUAGUGAAGAUCUUCCUACCAAAUUUGUCUAAACUGCUGUCUAAUGACACAAAAGAGAAGGCCCUUCAAGAGAUUUUGAAGGUAUUCAAUGAUACCGGGACCAAGCCAGAGUGGCUGAAGAUUUACUUACAGGAGCUACUAAAGAGGAGAAUCAGCAAGAAAGGCCUCAUCAAUUUUGAAAUGGAGAUAAUUGCAUUAAACCACUUGAUUAGACUUAAUGGCCAAAAUUUUAUUGACCCAAGGAGUAAAGUAAACACCUUGGAAUCUACCAUAAAGAAGGUGACUGAUCUAUACAAGAUUGCAAUGAGCAUUGAGUCUUCAGAAGUUCACAGAGCAGUAGCACAAGGAUACAUUCACAUUCUUGAAUCUUGAAUCAAGCCUAAAUAUGGUCUUGAUUUAGAGAAGAUUAAUGAAAUGCUCAUAAUUCCUCUUCAAAGCUCUAUUGAAAAGGGAGAAGAUAAGGUAGCCCAGGUUGCAGCUGCCCAUGUCUACUAUUUCAUGGUCAAGGCAGCUUAUGAGAGUGAGUAUAAUGAAGUAUUCAAAUUCCUAUAUUCGAAAUACCUAGACACUUUUAAAGCCUUCAAUAUCGAGAAUGAAGACUAUAUUGACUGUAUGUCCUACCUAAUCCAAAACGGAGGAAUCAAGCCUGCUGCUGAGUUCAUAGGAAGUUUGAUCAGAAAGUGCCUGAAGGUCUUGAACUCAAAAGAUGUGCAUAACCCAAAGGCUAAAACUUCUGCUUGAUACUUGCUAUUUCUGCUAGCAAGGAAGCUACAUGAGGUUGGAGAUAUCAUUUUUGAACCAUUUGGAUACACUGUUCUCUCAAAGCUAGACUCUCUUAGAUUUGGAAAGAAUCUGAAGCUUAAGAACGAAGCAAUUAAAGCUUAUGAUGAAUGGAAGAGUCUUGAGAAUUGAUCAAGAUCUAAUUCGAUAGAUCUGAAACAUUUUGAUUAUGACGACUUGCAAUAAAAAUCAAAGAAAGCUUAUCAUUCAUUGAAGUUGAGAAGCAACAAGAGGUAGAAGAUAAAGGUAGCUUUGCCAAAAUAGUUGAAGAAGGGAUUAAGAAUAGAAAGUUGAACCUUGACCUUGAUAUUCCAUCUACGAGGAUUGGAAUUAGUGCUUUAAAGACCUCAAGACUUCCUAUUAGGGAUAAAUACUCUUCAAAGCCAAGUUUACAGAAGAUGUCAAUCCAUCCAGUGCAUAAGAACAGGAAU
Molecule: messenger RNA, 1519 nt
Organism: Moneuplotes crassus
Lineage: Eukaryota; Ciliophora; Spirotrichea; Euplotida; Euplotidae
Source: the annotation of a GenBank genome assembly